Molecule: messenger RNA, 1041 nt
Organism: Catharus ustulatus (Swainson's thrush)
Lineage: Eukaryota; Metazoa; Chordata; Aves; Passeriformes; Turdidae
Product: protein C19orf12 homolog
Exons: 4
Coding region: 189-659 (156 amino acids)
Source: RefSeq, a predicted model, not a curated record
AGGGAGGGCCGGGCCGGACCGGGCCGGGCCGGGCGCUACGCGGGUCCCUCCUCCGGCGCCACCGCUGUUUCCUGGCCGGCCUGCGAGGAGCCGGGCGCUGCCGGCCGAGGUUGCAGUACAUACAGAGCUUGUUGCUGUACCAUUGAGAAAAGAAGAAAUUGUCACCUCACAUUCUUGUUCAUCACCACAUGAUGUCCACCAUGAUACAGACAGCUCAAGGACUUGGACUGGCCGAGAUGCCGAUCCGUGCUGAUGAUGUGAUGAAGCUGCUCAGCCACGUUGCCCAGGUGAAGGGCAUGAAAGCUGCUGUGGCACACUCUGGCCGAGGAGCAGCGCUGGCAGGGGCAUCAGCUUUUGUGGGGGGCAUGCUGGGAGGCCCACCUGGAAUCGCUGUAGGAGGAGCAGUGGGUGGAUUGAUUGGAUGGAUGACUUCUGGACAGUUCAAGUCAGUCCCUCAGAUUUUAAUGGAAUUGCCUGCUGCUGAGAGGCAGAAACUCUGUGAUGAAACCAUGGCUGUUGUCAAGAACAUACACUGGACUGAUGCUGCUCAGCUGAUUGCUCUUGUAAUGUCGAAUUCCACUCUCACAGAGAAGGUGAUAGGAGUGCUGACCACUUACCUUACCAAUGAGCUAAAAGCACAAAUAAAAUAUGCAGAAUAAUCCUCUAGAGAGCAGGCUUUUUUUACUGUAAUGAAUUUUAUUCCAAUAGCUGUGAAUCUUUAACACAACAAUUACUAGUUAUCAGUACUAAUUAUAAAUAUAUACUGACCCAAGUACUUUUGAGGUGUUCAGUUUUGGUGUUUUAAAAUUUUUAUUAUCAUUUUUGAUUUGUGUGGAGCUGUAAAGAUAGUAUUAUGUUAUUGCAUUGUCCUGACACUGACUUGCUAUGUGAUUUUGGAUUGCUCUGCCCUAGGACUAGUUCAAAUCGCUGAAGGGAAUCAUGUUGCUCUUAGGCUGAUGUGUCAUUUGGGAAAAUUUUCAAAGUACAGUAAAUUCACGAAUACAAGCCGCACUGAGUAUAAACCGCAUCUCUGGGUGUUGG